UCGACUCCGGCUCACUACCGCUCUGCACACAAACACUCACCACAGAGGGAGCUGCACUCCUGUCGGGACGCGCUAUGCCACUGAAAUGCAGAGUUAUAAGGCGAUAGGGCUGAGGCGACACUACUUUAAAACAAAAAGCGAUUGUUCUGCUUGUCAGUAAUCCUGUUAUUUUACUUCAAGUGACAACUUCUUUAAGUUCUCCUCUCUUCCGGCUUUCACACUUCGCCUGCUGACGCCGAGAAUACAGUGGUGAUAUUUGGGAAUAUUCGCUUGAAUUCAAGUCUAUCUAGGAGAAACGAAAUUAUCCCGGAAAGUCGUCCUUAUGGUUGGUUUUUACACGACCCAUUACUAACGUACACAUGGAGCAACACCUAGGAUAUGGAUGACUAUCUGUACAAGCUGCUAAAUGGUGUUAAGAGUCUGGAUACACUUCAGAGAGGGAAUGAACGAACCAUUAAAAUACUUAAGCAAAUAUUUACCAUUUUCUGGUAAGGAAACUGGUCAUUCGACUGAUUGAUGUAACCUCGGAGAUCAACUUUUAAAGACUCUUAGCAGACAUUAACCUUGCAGCAACUUCGCAGUUGCAAAAUACUCUACUCUGAUGUUCGACAACACUUCUGCUUGUGGAAUUACAUAGCCUCAUACCGAAGAGGCUCAUCCAGUUCAAGGACCUAACUCCAGACCUUCAUCAAUAAGAAUCCCUCUUGGCUGGAAGGCACAUUUCCCUCCUGCAAUCAAAUGGCAUGGGUAAAGUUCUUCAGGAAACCAGGGGGCAAUCUCGGCAGGGGCUACCAGCCUGGGUCUAUGCUGUCCCUGGCUCCUACCAAAGGACUUCUCAAUGAGCCGGGACAGAACAGCUGCUUCCUGAACAGCGCAGUGCAGGUGCUGUGGCAGCUCGACAUAUUUAGGCGGAGUCUACGGCAACUUCCCAAACAUUACUGCUUAGGGGAAGCCUGCAUCUUCUGUGCAUUGAAGGGGAUAUUCUCACAGUUUCAGGACAGCAGAGAGCGAGCGCUACCUUCAGACAACCUGCGCAUUGCCCUGGCAGAGACUUUUAAGGACGAGCAACGUUUCCAGUUAGGCUUUAUGGACGAUGCUGCAGAAUGCUUUGAGAACAUUCUAGAGAGGAUCCACCUCCAUAUUGUUCCUGAUGUUGAUACAGAUGCCUGUACGUCCAAACACUGCAUCACACACCAGAAGUUUGCCAUGACUCUAUACGAGCAGGCUGUAUGCAAAAGCUGCGGAGCCUCUUCUGACCCCCUGCCCUUCACUCAGUUAGUGAACUAUGUUUCAACUACAGCUCUUUGCCAACAGUUCCUUGAGAGGAAAGAAGAAAAGCUCCGUUCUGACAUGUUUGGUGAAUUGCUCCAGGCAGCCAGCACCAUCGGAGACCUACGCGAAUGUCCAAGUAAGUGCGGUCAGGUGAUCAAGAUCCGGCGGGUGUUGAUGAACUCCCCGGAAAUCGUCACGAUCGGUUUCGUGUGGGACUCGGAGCAGUCGGACCUGACUGAGGACGUUAUCAAAUCUCUCAGACCGCACCUUAGCCUCUCAGGGCUUUUUUACCAUGUCACAGAUGAACAAGCCAAAAAGAGUGACCUGCAGCUGGUUGGGAUGAUCUGCUACACAAGCAGACACUACUGUGCCUUUGCUUUCCACACCAAAUCCUCCAAAUGGUUCUUUUUUGAUGAUGCCACAGUCAAAGAGGUGGGCCCUAAAUGGAAGGACGUGGUUACUAAAUGCAUCCGAGGACACUUCCAGCCGCUGCUCUUGUUCUACUCUGACCCCGAGGGGAGCGCUGUGAGGGGAGCGGAGGUCCCUCGCAGUGACAGCUCUGCUAGCCAUGUCAAGCCCACAGCUAACGGUGAAAUACCAGGCACCCCACAGCCAAGCAGUAAGAAGCUGGAACUGACUCGAGAAAACCUGAGCGCUAUGUUAUCAGGUCAUGGUACUUUAAAGCAGAAGACCCAGCCUCUGUCAGCGUUUAAACGUGGCACCAACCAGACCAGCGGCGGGAGAGGACCAGUAAAAAUAAGCAGUGAUCCAAGGGGCUUCUUGCGAGAGCUUUCCAGAGAAGUAGCCAGAGAAGCUCGGAACAUUAACAUCAUAAAGAAAGACACUGAUAAAUCACAGCAGAGGCCAGAAACACCGAGACAGAAAGACACAGUCUCCGAGAGGUCCUACUCCAGAUCACUCUCUCCUCCUGAAGAUGGAUUUAAAAUUUCAGAGUCUCGGCUGUAUAGAAGUCAGGGCGUGGGCCCGACGCGGGCGGAGCGCUCUCCUCGCGCCAACAGGCGUGUGGCUCAUGCACCACGUUCACAUUCUCAGCCUCGGAUGCCGGUUCGGCCUCCAGCCAGCAGUCCAUCCCCAAGAACAAAUUUCUCUAAUGGUUACGAUACGGACAGUAGCAAUGAGUCGAGAGCAACGCGUGCACGUGCUGACCGAGGUUGGAAGCCCAUGCGUGAGGUCCUCAAUGUAGACAGUAUACUAAGCAACGACACCGAGCAUCGUCCCGCUACCGUAACUCAACCAAAGAGGCUGCCCUACGUGCGCGAGUCCAGUUGGCCGGCGCGUGAAGAGGGAAAACCUAAAAACUUGAUGACUAUCUACGAGGACGAGCAGCGACAUGAACUGGGUAGCAGAAGCUCCUUGGAAUCAGAAAGUCAUGACAAGGAAAGGACUAAAGGCACGGUUAACCAAUUUACACUGAGAAAAGAAAACCAGAGGAAAUACCAACGAAUGGAAUCUGGAUACGAGAGCAGCGACAGACUCAGCAAUGGCUCGGCUAGUUUGGACUCUUCGGCGGUGGAGACUGUAGGCACGAAAGAGCAACGGCGUGUCCCUGUGGUAUACCAGCUGAGGGACCCAGAUUUCCCGCAGAGGUAUGAGGACUCGAAGGCAGACAGGUCACAGACACCGAUUUCCUUUGGUGAAUUGAGAGGAAAAGCCCUCGAGCCUUUUUCCAGAAACAGAAGAGGUCAGCUGGACAGACCCGACAGAGUGAAUGGUAGUACUGGGACUGCACAUUUAAGCAAGACGAGCAGCUCGGAGUGGAACAGCUCUGAUGAUUUGUCCGGCCCUGUAUCAGCGCGUGAGGAUUCUUUAUCUAACACUGAUUUGUCUUCGAAUGCUCACCAGCCAUCCCAGAGUCUUUCUCGAACCUCAGCCCCACCGUUACCCCCCAAACCCCAAGUCCUGAGAGUUGAAAACAGGAGGGGUUUAACUCAAGCCUCAGGUUACAUGCUACCCAAAUUGCCAGUCAAUAAAGGAGCAGCGUUGUCGAGGAUCAGCUCAGACGUAUGGCUUGAAAACUCUGAGCCACACAUGCUCUCCUCAUCAGACAGCAGCUCUAAAUCCGGCUCGUCCGACCAGGAGAGGAACGAUCUGUCUGCCAGUGAGAACGAGGACAAGAGUCCCACCAUCCCUGAUUGUUACACCGAAUCCACUAUCGCAGGAGAGUAUGCAAUCCCCACUACCUACUUUUCUGUUGAUAGCUGCAUGACAGACACUUACCGGGCUAAGUACCAUAAGAAAAGAUCUGCUCUUCAUACAGCAGCAGAUUCUAAAACAGGAGAGCACGCAUCUUCUAGUGAGAGCGAUUAUGGAGAAAGGACAUCCCCAGCUUCUACAGACUUUAACUUCCAAGAUCUGUCCAAAGCCAGGAAAGAAACAGGCCAUGUUAGCAGUAAACCAAUCGUAAAAUGGAAUCCUGUUUCUGUGAAGGGACUGGAUGAACAUGGCUUCCUCUGACACACAAGAUGAGGCCCACCAGACAUAAAGAUCUAAAAUGGUGGUUUUAAAGUGGACGUAGUGACCAGGAGAGCCGACGCUAAGAAGAGAGAGCCGAGCUCUUACCUUCGCUCACUUUUUAAAACACAUCAGAUCCAUUAAAGGAAAACUUUUAUGGACUUUUUGCUAUUGCACCUUUUAUGAGCCAUCAGAGAAUAAUAAUAAAAAAAAAAAUCUUAUCCGAUUGCUUUUUUAAUGAUUAUAUUUUAAUCUGUGUUAUUGCAGAUUUCAGAAUGUAGAAAGCUACUAUAAGAGCCAAGGCAUCGGUGAACUACUGUUUGCAUCACUGUGUUUAGGAAUGUUUUCAGUGCAGUUGGAUAAUAGCACAUUGGUUAUUUAUAUGUAUGGAAGAUGUUUUACAUCUGCUGUGUAUGAUAGUUUCUGUGGUAUGGUAAAGGAUUUUAAGAAUAUUUAGU
Clarias gariepinus (North African catfish) is the source of this 4202-nucleotide messenger RNA. RefSeq names its product inactive ubiquitin carboxyl-terminal hydrolase 53. Gene Ontology annotation, molecular function: cysteine-type deubiquitinase activity. Gene Ontology annotation, cellular component: cell-cell junction. The transcript has 18 exons. Bases 739 to 3747 code for a protein of 1002 amino acids. NCBI's taxonomy places the organism in Eukaryota, Metazoa, Chordata, Actinopteri, Siluriformes, Clariidae. Gene Ontology annotation, biological process: response to auditory stimulus; sensory perception of sound; protein deubiquitination. The record is from RefSeq and is a predicted model, not a curated record.